AGUGUAGGUAGUUAUAGAAGUUCACAACGUGAGCUACAGUAUGACCAAUCCCGAUAGGCUUAUUUAUCAAAGGCACUAAUUAUUCAUUUCAAUCAUUUAUGCUGUGGUAUUUUGGUGUGAGUAGUACACAAGACCGAUUGUGAUUCGAUUAGAUUUCUUUAAGUGACAAUCACCAGUAUGGGGUCUGGGUCAAGUAAAGGAAAAACUACAACGAAAAAUCCUGACCCUAAAUCGCCGGCGAAAGGACCAAACAAGGACACCAAUACAAAUAAUUCACCAAAACAUAAAGAAAGUGCUAAAAAGGAUACCCCGGUGAAAAAUAAUUCAGUAAUAAAUGGAGAAAACACCCCGAAAAAAGCAAAGGUUUCUAAAAAUAAUCACUGGGACUCCGAUUCGGAUUUAGAAAAGGAUUUAGACGCGUUUAUUAAAGAGACUGUGACGUCGUCUGCAGCUGCUGUGACGUCAAAUAAUGAUGAAGGUUCUGCUAGACCACGUACAUCGCACGGUCGUUCAGCACGCGCACAACAGAACAUUUAUCCGGAGACGUACGCACAGAAACAUACACGUGAAAAUUAUACCGUUGACCGAGAAAUGUUAAUACGACAAAAAACAAUUUACAGAAACCCUAAUGAUUGGGAUAGCGAUGGGGAUGAAGAAGAGAUGAGUAAUAAUAAUCAUGGUUUUGAUGCUUCUAAAUUUAGACAAGCCAAUCAGCACAAGAAACCACCGGACCCUCAUGCUGAUCCUGUGUCAAGUACAGCGCAAGAGUUCGAGACACCACGUUACCUAAAAUCACAAGAUGAGAGUUAUGGUAUUUAUCAGAAAGAUUUACAAAAAGAUUUACAAAAAGAAACUAUCAACAGAAAGAUGAGCCGUCUCCCCUCAUAUGAUAUGGAUGAACAGAGAUUCCUGGCUGAACUAGAGAAUGAGUUAUAACCAAGGGAAGCUUCAUGUCAAAGCAACAAUGUCUGUUAAACUCUGAAAUGGGAUGUUAUUCUUUUGGACUCUUUAAUGAAAUUCAUGGCAUUAAUUACUGUGGUACUAACAUCUUGUGAAUUUUGUGACUCAGUCAUCCUGAUUAUAUUUUAUGGAGAUAUAUAUAUUCUGCAUCAUUGAUAUCAUGACAUGACCCAAUCUCUAUAUCAGCACUGACAAACUUAAGAGCAUUUUACUCUGGGUUUCCUCAAACUCCUCAACACCACUAACUAUUGGCAUAUCUCAUAGAUUUGAAAGUUAAUGCCUUGACUGGUUUGUCCUAAAUUUUGCACUCAAUUUAAUUUAAACACGCAGGAUGCAACUGUAUUUAACAUCUUUCUAAUCAUGUACCAAAGAUAGAAAUUCACAAUUAAUUUAUGGCUUAUCUUGAAACGGUACCUUUUCAUGAUUUAUCAUUGGCAAUUUAUAUCAGAUGUGUCAUGUCGAAACUACUAUUUGAACCACACUGUGAUUUGUAACCACGUGACAGAUUUUCUUAAAUAUUAUAUGUCCAACAUUUUUCCUGCAAUGUUAGUUUAACAUAUGAAAUAUACUAAUGUCCAAAACACCUUGAAAGCCAGACUAAACACGCCAUUUCAUUGGCUAAUCUCUUAUACCAUAAAAAAGAAUGUGGUCCAUAGCAAACAAAACAGUAUUUAUGUUUAAUUAGAUUGAUUAUAUGACAAUUGGGUGAAUGUUCUUUUUGUUUCCAAUUAAUUCAGAAAUUAACUGCAAGUUGUUAAAUUAGCUGUGAUAUUUAAACGAUAUGCAUAUACAGUAUUAUUUGUAGUACAUGUGAUUAGUUUCCUGGUUGGAGUAAAGAGUCCUCUUGUUGCCAGUUUCAUUAAAGCACACAAAAGACUACAUACAUAUAUACAUCAAUUUUAGUUUCUUCAAAACAGUCAGACCUGAUUAAAAGGUUGAUCUAUGUAUUCUUUAAGACAAGAAAUUAAUGAAAUCUGUGAUGGUCCAUGUUUAAAAGGGGAAGUCCCAUAUUACACAGGCCGAUACAACCUAUUUUAAAUAACAGAAAAUUUCAUAUCAAAAUAUUGAGCUGUUCUGAAAUGAUAGCUAGAUUUGCUUAACGGGUUAUGUUAGUAAUUUUUAGACUUUCUUUCUUCAAAUGUUUGAGUGGCUCAAUAAAUGCAACCAUACUAUCCACUCUACUGAAAGUUUGUAUUUCUUCAAAAAAGUAUCACAUAGCUCAAGAUGGAUGCCAAAGGCUAGGAUAAAAGUUUGCAAGAAGCACAUUAACAAGUGUUAUUUACUAAAAUAUACCUGAAACUUCUCCUUUAAAGCAUUAAUUUCUUGUUCUCAUUAAUUUCUUGUUUUACAGUAUAAUGUAUUUAUUGCAAUACUAUUCAUUUAAUGUUAUAUUUGUUUAUUGCAAUGAUAUUUAUUUAAUGUAAUAUUUAUUGCAAUGAUAUUUAUUUCAUAGUUUCAUUAUAAUUUAUAGAUUAAUUUAGAGAUACAUGUAUGUUAUUUUCUACUGUAGUAUUCUUGUACACUGUUAUGUUCAAGAAAUCGAUCUCUUUAAAAAUGACAUACCACUUGGUGUCAAUAUUUUUAUAUCAUCUUUGUAAAUAUAUUUCAUUCAUUUAUUGUAAAUAAAAUAUUAAUUUAUAACA
Messenger RNA from Patella vulgata (common limpet), 2603 nucleotides. RefSeq lists its product as uncharacterized. The coding region runs from base 178 to 936 and encodes 252 amino acids. Lineage: Eukaryota; Metazoa; Mollusca; Gastropoda; Patellidae. The transcript is spliced from 6 exons. The record is from RefSeq and is a predicted model, not a curated record.